This is a messenger RNA of Papilio machaon (common yellow swallowtail), 1227 nucleotides long. RefSeq lists its product as uncharacterized. Lineage: Eukaryota; Metazoa; Arthropoda; Insecta; Lepidoptera; Papilionidae. The transcript is spliced from 5 exons. Bases 1 to 1227 code for a protein of 408 amino acids. The record is from RefSeq and is a predicted model, not a curated record.
AUGAGUGAGGAAGCUUAUGAAAGUCCAUCUGACUCCGUCAAGCCUGAGGAAUUGGAGAUGAAGCUGCCACCGUGGUUUGAUGAAACUCUUUAUAACAAAGGUCGACGUUUCUUCUGGCGGUUUUGCUUUGGGUUCGGAUCAGUUAUGAUACCUGGUCUGGUAGCGAUAUUCUCUGUGCCCACUAUCCUGCAAGUGCUCGUCUGCUCCAGAAGAUCCUCUUCAAAGUAUACCGCCUUCAAGCGCUAUAUUUCUACGUCCUUACAUGUAAAAUCUUGGUUGAGUCAUGAUCUGAAGCCUGGUAGCUUAUCAUGGCAAUCGUUGUAUGUCGUAAGAUCAAGGCAUAUAAAAAAUGGCCGCGCAACUCGAUUGAAGAAACAAGGCACGCUGUCUCAACGUGAUUUAGCUCUCACUAUGUUCGGGACCAUCGGUCUUGGAAUCCUUAAACCAGAUCGAUUCGGUAUCAGACAAGAGGAACCUGAAGAUUGGGAGGCAUUUAAUCACUUCUGGAAAGUUAUUGGCUACAUGUUAGGCAUGGAAGAUAGAUAUAACAUGUGUCGUAAGAACGUACAGGAAACCCGUGAGGUAUGUCGGCUGAUACUGGAGCGCGUAUACACGCCGUGCCUGGAGAACGUGCCGGAGUACUUCGAGCACAUGGCACGUGUCAUGAUGGAUGGCAUGUGGGCGGUAAACGGUGGCAUGGAGGCCGGUAGCCUCAUGUACGUUACCAAGAACCUAAAUGACGUUCCCGGGUACGUUCUCACCGAGGCCGAGAGGAUCGUGCUGCAGACAAAACUGAAAGAGAAGCUGGCUGGGAAACAUGAGGAUACUGGAGUGGACGCAUCAACUCUGAUCGAAAAAUCAAGUCUUCAUGAAACAGCACGUGAACCACGUCUACUCUACCUUAGAAAUUACGACAGAUUAGACACCGCACCAGAAUACAAGAAGCUUUCUUAUGCUUCCAAAUAUAAAUUAACACUUUCAUCUAUGAUGACAGCUUUCUACAAAACGUCCGUAGGAAGGAUCCUCUUAAACUGGUAUUAUAUCACAGUACUGUACUUGUCAGAGUAUUUCCCGUACGUUGCAUUCUUUCUCUAUGGAAUCAAGGAUUCUUAUGUGAAAAUAUUCAAAGACAGCCCACUCGGGGACAUUCAACCUAAAACUAAUAUGGAAUACAACGCGCCUCAACCACCGGAACCCUGGUACAGAGCAAUUUUAUCAUUUUGGUAA